Molecule: messenger RNA, 2178 nt
Organism: Cajanus cajan (pigeon pea)
Lineage: Eukaryota; Viridiplantae; Streptophyta; Magnoliopsida; Fabales; Fabaceae
Product: rhamnogalacturonan I rhamnosyltransferase 1
Cellular component (GO): cytoplasm; chloroplast
Source: RefSeq, a predicted model, not a curated record
AUCUUCACAUCCAUGCAAAGGUUGAUCAACGGGUGUGUGAGAGAAAAUGAACAUUUUUCUAGAAAUAGAAACAUUUCCAUUGAAAUUGUCGAGUGGGAAAAAAGAGAAGAGAAGAGAAGUGAGAGUCAGAUAAAGAAAUAAAAUUUUCCCGGAAAGGGGAUUAGAAAUGUAUGAAUCUUCUGUGUUUGAAUCUUCUGAUUCGAUCGUCCCUCUUAGAUCUUUACCCUUUCUUGUUCUUCCUGUUUUCAUUCUCCACAACAACAUCUCCCGUUUCUCCUUUCCACUUUCUGUCUUUGAUUCUUGAAUUAGACCUUCAAAUUCUGUUAAACCAACAGGGGGGCAAAAAGAUCCUAUUUUGAGCCUCGCCGGCAAUUACCUGCUUCAAAUUCAAUUCUGGGUCGGUUUCGAUUCCAUCCACAAGUGCGGAUUCACUUCGUUGCAAUGUUAUUUGUGUCUGAGGUUAUGGUGAUGACGUGGCAAUGAGGUGUGUGGCAGAAGAAUGGAGGGUAUUCAGGUGAGGUGCGAUAAGCUUCAGGGUGCUGUGAUUCCGAGGAGCAGUUUUCGGGUUUGGUUCAUUCGAGUGUGUUCAAGCAUUGUGCUGUGGACAUGUCUGGUUCAGCUAGUGACAGUGAGUGAACUAUGGCAUUCCCAUUUCUUUUUGGGGAUCACUAAUCGAUUCUAUCACACGACUCAACGUCCACUCCAACCACAAAAUGCACUGGUUCAAUCGUCUCCCCCUUUGCUUCCCCCAAGAAAUUAUACAAGUAAUGGUUUUCUAAGAGUGUCCUGCAAUGGGGGCUUGAAUCAAAUGCGAGCAGCGAUUUGUGACAUGGUGACAGUUGCUCGAUUUUUGAAUCUCACAUUGGUUGUUCCAGAGCUUGAUAAGAAAUCCUUUUGGGCAGACCCUAGUAAUUUCGAGGACAUUUUUGAUGUGAGACAUUUCAUUGAUUCUCUAAGAGAUGAAAUUCGAAUAGUGAAAAGAGUGCCCAAAAGGUUUAGUAAAAAAAGUGGAUACUCCACCCUGGACAUGCCUCCUGUUAGCUGGUCAAAUGAAAAGUAUUACUUGGAGCAGAUUCUGCCACUUUUUGAAAAGCAUAAGAUAAUACACUUCAACAAAACAGAUGCACGUGUAGCAAACAAUGGUCUCUCACUUGAUUUACAGAAACUCAGGUGUCGUGUUAAUUACCAGGCACUUAAAUUCACUCCUCAAAUUGAGAAUUUGGGCCAAAAAUUGAUUCGGAUACUUCGUGAGAAUGGACCUUUUGUGGCAUUGCAUCUGAGAUAUGAAAUGGACAUGCUGGCAUUCUCAGGUUGUACUCAUGGUUGCACCAAUGAAGAGGCCGAGGAGCUUAAGAGGAUGAGGUAUGCAUUCCGUUCCUGGAGAGAAAAGGAGAUAGUGUCUGAAGAAAGAAGAUCACAGGGUCUCUGUCCUUUGACACCAGAGGAGACUGCCUUAAUUCUGCAAGCCUUAGGUUUUGAUAGGGAGACACCAAUAUAUAUCGCAGCUGGUGAAAUUUACGGUGGUGAACAUAGAUUAGCACAACUGAGAGCUGCAUUUCCUAGAAUUGUUAAGAAAGAGACAUUGCUGGGCCGUGAAGAGUUGCAGCAGUUUCAGAAUCAUACAUCACAAAUGGCAGCAUUGGAUUUUAUGGUUUCUGUAGCCAGUAACACCUUUAUUCCUACCUAUUACGGUAACAUGGCAAAACUUGUAGAGGGCCAUCGCAGGUAUUCUGGUUUUAAAACGUCCAUCUUAUUGGAUCGGAAAAGGCUUGUAGAAUUGCUUGAUAUGCAUCAAAAUGGAACCCUUCCAUGGAAUGAGUUUGCAAAUACUGUGAGACAGGUUCAUGAAAAGAGAAUGGGACAACCAAUUCAUCGCAGAGUUGAUGUAAACAAACCAAAAGAAGAGGAUUAUUUCUACGCCAAUCCUUAUGAGUGUCUCUGCGAGGGACCAAAGUGUGAUGACUUGCUAGGUCCUCCUAACUCUAGUCAAACACGAUGAAUACAAGUUAUCAAAUGUAUAAAGGCACUCCUGUUCAACCAUGAGUUUGAAAGAGGAAAUUAUGAAUGACCUUUAUAAAUAUGUACACGUGAAUUUGUAGAGAACCAUGGAAAAGAAAGUAAAAGAAAAAACAAAAAGGGAAAAAAGAAGGAAAUAUCAGCUUCUGUUGAGGCAUGCAA